AUGCAAGAGCAUGCACCUCGUUCCGGCUGCGGCCUCCGAUUCUGCCGAUAUGCAGCCUGUGAGGGCUUUCUGUGUAGCAGGACGGUGCGGUAUUUGGGCAGGACUUGUGAAGCAGCCAGGAAGUUGUUGGAGCAAGGUGACUUCGCGCUUCACAUCCGAAUCGAGACUCGCCAAAAGUCGGAGUGGAAGCCGCGCGCAGCAAGAAGUGAGCUCCUGACGGAAAUGGCCGCCGCCCUGAAAAGGUGCGGCCGGCCUCCACUGUUGUCACUGGGAAUCUAUGAGCCAACGGCCCUGCGUGACCUUUUCGCCUUGAUCCUGGAUGUGCUGAAAUUGUCAAAAAACCUUCAGGUUCUGCAUUUGGCAGACAUCGCGACCAGCCCACUUCGUGCUUCCUCGGCUGCAGGUUCAUUCGACAUGGCACGUGCACUAGCGCUAAUGAAUGUCCUAAACUUUACGGACCCUGCUUUGCCCAAUGCUGGCAGAUGCUUGCGCGAGCUGUCUCUGACAGCUGGCACUUGGUCGUGGGAUUCGUUGUGCAUGCUGUUUGAAGGGCUGUCCAAGGGCUGCUUGCAGAUCGUAAACUUGCGUGGAAAGUUGUUGGAGCCAGCUGCGAAAAGAGAUUUGCCCGCUUUGAGGACAGUGUCGUUCUUCCACUGGAAAGGAUCUUGCCUUUUCGUCCCCAACAGUUUGAAGGUAGUUCUGAAUGCGUUGCCGAAGGCGGAGAUUCGGUUUUCCGGAGAGACAUGUGGUGGCUUUGCCGCGCCGCCUAAAGAGACGCUGCAGGAGUUCGAGGUGAUGGCUAGCACCUUGGAGCCAUGCAAACGCGUGUGGGUGGCUUGGGAUGAUGGCUGGAAGAAGGUGGAACCUGGCUGUGGUAUAGUUGACGGAUGCACUGGUGCCGGUAAUGUCGCGCGUCGACUCAUGAUCUUCUCGAUGUACGUGGCCUCAAAAUCAUGGCACCAACCUCAUCUAUGCAGCAGGGGCAUGGGGACAGUGCCGGUCGACGGGCCAAGUAGGCGAAGCCAAGCCUCCGCACCUCAAGUUGCCCCCACCUGA
Messenger RNA from Symbiodinium necroappetens, 1056 nucleotides. Lineage: Eukaryota; Dinophyceae; Suessiales; Symbiodiniaceae. The record is from the annotation of a GenBank genome assembly.